AUGGCCCACUCCCCAGCAAGUUGUAUGAUUCUAUUGCCAGCUUGCCUCUCCACGAGCUCACAGCCUACAAGUGUUGAGGACAAGCAUGUCAUCGAAGCUGAGGACAAGCACACCGCUGAAGCUGAGAACGAACACUAUCAAGCACACAUCAAACACUGGCCGUUUGCCAAGCAGAUUUUUGGGUAUUUGCUCAGGCAAGAGGACUUCCCAGUCCUCCCUGACGUGGUUGUUAGAGUACCCGGAAUCACAGAGCCAGAGUGGCAGGAUUUGAAGGCGCAGACACUGGACAAACCAGACAUUCUACGCUACUUUUGGUUUAGAUACAACACUGACAUGGGGACCGUCACCGUGGGGUCAGCUUUAUUCAUACAUCAAGCAAUCGCCGGCAGCAUAAGGGACGGUGUGUGUGGAGACGUCUUGGAGCCCAUUGUCACCAAACACCCACUCCAAGGUUCCCUUGCACUGGAAGAUGGUGCGAUGCUCAUCGUGCACAACCACCACAUUGCAGUACUGGAUUUCGUCCAAGCCCGCCUCUUUGAAGUGGGAAGGAAUGGCAUCAAGGUGAACUGCAAUACAUACAGCAUAGUGUUUGAGGGGGCGGGGGCUCAGACACAUGUGGACAUGUUGCGGAAGAUACUAUGGGCUGACCUUGUACAGACCGUUGAUGGGAUGGUUGUCGAGGAGAACAUGCAGUUGAACCUUGGGGCUGAACAGUCUGAUGUUCCACUCAUGGCACCCACAGCCCCACCACCAUCUGACAGCCUGCAGGAUGCCAACAUCGACAUGCAGGACAUGCCCGUAGAUGGCGCUAGAACACCUGUGCACGGAGCCGUCCUGGGACUUGCCGCCGGUGUGGAUGACAGCUACGACACCAAUGCACUGACAUCAUUGCCCAACCUCACCAACACUGCGUCAUCACGUAAAUCCGAUGAAGACAUGAAUGAUGGUUGGUCUUCUUCAGACCCCGUUGACACAUUGGAUGUCACCGUCAACACCCUGGACGUUGCCGUCAACACCCCGGAUGUUGCCGUCAAUGUCCAGGAGAACAACGGCAACAUCUCGGAUGGCAAAAUCAAUGGCAAACACCACCAUGUCACCAACGUAAUGUUUGUUGUUGCUGACAUAGAGGAAGGCCCAAGGGUGGCACCCGAGGGUAUCAACAUCAACAGUGAUGCAUGGGUGGAGCUGCUGUGUCCGGCAGGUCACAUCUCUGGAGGCUGGGCCAAGAACGGUGUCAUCCACUGCGGACCCAUUGAAGUCUAUUUGUGGUCCUUCCAAGGUGUGGACGACUACCACUACCUCUUGCAGCACUACAUGGAUCCCAUUGAGAAGUGGGUAGAAGACCACCAUUGCGUGAAGCUGCGUAAAAUGUAUGCGCCUGGCCUGCAGACCAAACACCUGCAGAUGUUCCGCAAGCAUUGGGAAUGUUUUGUGAAGUAUGAUUUACACAGUGCAGAGGUAUAUUACCUUAAUCUGAAGACCACUGAAGAAGUGGAGACCAAUGUACAUGAAGAGAUAGAUCCAGAUCUUGGUCGUGUACGAGCCUUCCUCCAACAUGUGCACGAGCUACUGCUGGGAUCGUUAGCCAAGCCGUCGCACCAACUCAAUGGUCCUGAACAUUCGUCCACGGCUGGCGCACAUAGCGAGCUCUCUUUGCUCAUUGUACCAUCCACUGGGGUAGACACUGAGUCGGAAUAUGGAUGGGGCAGCCAGGAACUAGGAGGGUCCCGGGACAGGCUACCAUUGAUGUCGGAAAAGUGUUUGGCUAUCUCAUCGUCCAUUGUACAGCUUCUGGACACGAGGACUGGAGCCGGUGACGUGCAUACCAAGGUCACCGCCGUAAAGUGCAUCUUGAUUGUGUUGAUCCCAUGUGUAAGAUCAACAGCCACGCCGGGUACUUCGUUGAGUACGCCAGACGUGUUGUCAUUCUCUUCGGCAACAGCUAGCCAGGUGCAGAUUCAUGCACGUUGCCCGUUAAGACAGCGCAUCUGCCUUGAUGCGCAACCGGUCGUUCGAGGUGGGCGCCCGGGUCGAAGUGAAGUUGUGGGCGAGGUAGUAGUGAUCGAGCAUGCUGGGCAGUGGGACACGCCUGAACCAUCAGUCUUCAGGGUGAUGUCACCUGAGUCAAAACGAUAG
Molecule: messenger RNA, 2136 nt
Organism: Fomitopsis serialis
Lineage: Eukaryota; Fungi; Basidiomycota; Agaricomycetes; Polyporales; Fomitopsidaceae
Exons: 10
Coding region: 1-2136 (711 amino acids)
Source: RefSeq, a predicted model, not a curated record